AUGUUGGCUAUCAGUUAUGUGAGUCUCUUAGUAGUUUCAUUCGUAAAUAAUGUUGCUGGCAACUGUUUGGUAAGUGGAUAUUGUGGUGUUGGCCAGUGUUGUUCGGCAUACGGUGCUUGUGGCUCAGGUGCUCAAUACUGCGGUGGUGGAGGUUCUUCAUACUUAGGAUGGUCCGGCGGUGGUUCACUAUAUGUUGCCAAUGAUUGUCGUGUUGUAGGUUGUCGAACUGGUGGUUGUUGUUCAGCUUAUGGACACUGUGGACAGUCAAUUGAAUAUUGCGGUGGUGGUGGCGGUGCUGCUUUUGUCGCACCUGCUCCAAUACAAAACCAAUGUGGAAUAACUGGUUGCCCAGGUGGUUCAUGCUGUUCGCAACAAGGACAGUGUGGAAGUUCAGCCGCUUAUUGUGCUACUGUUACAUAUAACAAUUGUGGUGCUACAUCAUGUGGUGUUGGUCUUUGCUGUACACGUUAUGGAUAUUGUGAUAGAGUCGGUCCUUAUUGUGGUUAUAAAAAAUCAGGCAGCAACAGUGAAUCAGUAUCACUUGAAGGAGAAUUUAAAGGUGAAGCAACAUAUUACAAUGAAACCAAGGCCGGUACACAAUAUUCAACAUGCGGUAUUGCACGUGGAUUAUCAUUGGAUGAAAAUAAUCAAACAAUUUAUAGUGCUGCUCUUAAUCAAGCACAAUUUGAUCCAUUUACUCUUCAAGGUAUCCCAAGCUCAAACCCAAUCUGUCAAAAGAAAGCUGUUGUCAAAGGUCCCGUAGGUGAAAUUAUUGUUCGUUUUAUUGAUCGAUGCCCUGAUUGUAAAGCAAAUGAUAUUGGUUUAACUCAACAAGCCUUUAUUGCAGUUGCCGGAGAACUUGGUAUAGGUCGCACAUCUGUCGUAUGUUGUACGCUGUCUCGCGAUGUGACACUCAAUCAAAAGUGGAAGUUAUGGAAAGAUACGCACAAUAAACACUAUUCGGAUGUUGAAGAACAUCUUCGUCGCACUGUCUGGGGAAAUAAUUUGAAGAUAGUUGAAGAACACAAUCUUCAAGCUGAUCUUGGUGUUCAUACAUACUGGCUUGAAAUGAACAAAUAUGCUGAUUUAACUGUCGACGAAUUUGUUAAAGUAUUGAAUGGUUUCAAUGGCAAAAUGCAAGAAGAGCACAAUCAAGAUCAUCAAACGUUUACAUUAGAUCCAAGUGUUGAAUUACCAGAUACUGUUGACUGGCGUAAGAAAGGUGAUGUUGUGCAUGUCAAAGAUCAAGGUCAAUGUGGAUCAUGCUGGGCUUUCUCAGCAGUUGGUGCAAUCGAAAGUGCAAACGCCAUUAAAACUGGUGUACUGGUUGCACUCUCUGAACAGCAGUUAGUUGAUUGUUCUGGUAAAGAGGGUAAUAUGGGUUGCAAUGGUGGUUUGAUGGAUCAAGCCUUCAAAUAUGUCAAAGACGCCGGCGGUAUUGAAACCGAAAAUUCAUAUCCAUAUGAAGCCAUGGAUAAAGCAUGCGUGUUCAAUACAUCAAAGGUUGUUGUCAAAGUUUGCGGAUUCAUUGACAUUGCAUCAGAAGACGAAAUCGCUCUUCAACAAGCCGUUGCUACUAUUGGGCCAAUGUCGGUUGCUAUUGAUGCUAGUCACUCGUCAUUUCAGUUAUACAAAAACGGUGUCUACAAUGAACCAGCUUGCUCUCAAACUCAACUUGAUCAUGGUGUUCUCGCUAUAGGUUACGGUAAAGAUUCGGGCAAAGAUUAUUGGCUUGUAAAAAACAGUUGGGGUACAGGCUGGGGUGCUCAAGGUUAUAUUAAGAUGGCACGCAACAAAAAAAAUCAAUGUGGUAUUGCCACGAUGGCCAGUUAUCCAAUUAUUUGUUGA
This is a messenger RNA of Rotaria socialis, 1848 nucleotides long. Lineage: Eukaryota; Metazoa; Rotifera; Eurotatoria; Philodinida; Philodinidae. The record is from the annotation of a GenBank genome assembly.